Molecule: messenger RNA, 1513 nt
Organism: Paramecium pentaurelia
Lineage: Eukaryota; Ciliophora; Oligohymenophorea; Peniculida; Parameciidae
Source: the annotation of a GenBank genome assembly
UAUGAAUCCUCUUUUAAGACAUAAUAAUGCUGAAAGUAUAUUUUUAAUGAUAUAUUAAUUGAUUAGGUUCUGCUUUAAACAUUCCAGCUCCAUAACCAACAGAUUAUGAUUGGGUUUUGAUAUCUGGAUUUAUAGUAAUUUUGACAUAAGUUGGAUUUGCAUUUAUCGGAGCAGGAUCAGUGAGAUAUAAAAAUGCAUAAUCAGUUGUAAUAAAAGUAUUUUUGGGACUAUUUUUAACAAUAUUAAUUUGGUGGUUGGUAAUAAUUAUUAUCUAAAUUAGUUUGGUUAUGGUUUUUCUUUUGGAGAUGAUUUCUAAACUAAAUUUUUGGGAGGUACAAAAUUAGGAGGUGCAAAAUGGGAAGCCACUUAAUAUGGAAAUGAUUAUACAAAUUUUGGUAAUUAAUUAAUUAUAUAUAAUAUAGUAUUUAGAGCAUCAGGAGCAGCUAUUGGUAUUGCAAUUUUAGCAGGAGCAGCAGCUGAAAGAAUGACAUUUUUAGGAUGGUCUGUAUUUACACUUAUUUAUUCUGGAUUUAUAUAUGCAGGUUUGACUCAUUGGACUUUAGCUGCAGGAUGGUAUUGUUUAAAUUAAUUAUUAAAGGUUAUCUUCAUUGGGAUUCAAAGAUUUUUCAGGUGCAGGAGUAGUUUUCUUUGCAGCAGGAGCAGCAGGAUUGAUUUUGACUAUUAUCUUGAAACCAAGAAAAACAAGAUUUGAUAAUGGUGCCACAAUGGAAUUCAGUAGACAUUCACCACUCUAUAUUGGAUUUGGAUCAUUAUUAGUAUUUGCAGGUUGGUUAUUCUAUAAUGGUGGUGUUGUUGCUUAAGGAUCUAAAUCAUAAUAUUCUUAAGGUUUGGUUGCAGUAAAUACUUUAAUUGCUGGAGCAACAGGUGGAUUUGUUAGUUUUGUUAUCAGAUAUUUCUAAUAUGAAACAACAAAUUUAGUAGCAUUAUCAAGAGGAGUAGUCAGUGGAUUAGUUGCUGUUAGUGCUGCUGCAGAUGAUAUGAAACCAUGGACUGCAUUUGUUUAUGGAUUUAUUGCAGCAUUAUUUUAUAGUAUCUUAGCCAAAGCAACACCAUCUGCUCAUAUUGAUGAUCCAGCUGAAGUUAUUCCAGUUUAUCUUGUAAAUAUAUUAAAUUUAUAUUAAUUAGGGAUCUGGAUUUGUUGGUAUUUUCUUAUCAGGAUUUUUUGAUACUAAAGCUGGAGCAUUUUAUGGAUUUGGAUUUAAAUUAUUAGGUUAUCAAUUAUUAGGAUUAUUGAUAAUCUUUGCCUGGGUUGUUUUCUUUACUUUAUUAAUUCUCUUAGCUUUGAAAGGUUUUGGAGUUCUUAGAAUUGAUGAUGAGACAGAAAGAGUUGGAAUUGAUAGAGCAUAAUGUAAUAUAUCAUAUUUAUAUUUUAGGCUUGGGUGAAGCUGUUGUAUUUGCUAACCAAGUUGAUGAAGUACCUCUUGUUUAAAAAACUGAAUUAGCUAAUUUUCCAAGUUAGUUAGGAUCAGGAUAUAGAUCAGGAUUCAAAUGA